AUGGCUACAUCCACUCACUCAUGCGAGCAUAUCGAAAAAAUCGCUCAGUACCUUCGACCCCCAAAGCUCUCUGAGCAAGUUCAUCGCGAAGAAUGUACGCUUUGCUUUGAUGGACAGGAUGACCCCGAGGGCGUUCUCGUUUGUCUGCAAUGCUUUAACGGCGGCUGCUUCGGGGAGGGCCGUCGACAUGCCUACCUUCACCACGAGAAGGCAAAGCAUCCCGUCGGGCUCGUGGUGAAGCGGACCAGGAAGGAGCCGAAGAAGAGGGACUCGCUCGAGCCGCCUCAAAAGAAGCUCGCUAUCUCCGCUCCGUCCGAUGAGGAGCUCUAUUCCUAUGCAACCCACCUGGUCUGCUUCGCUUGUUCUCCAGUCGGCCAAGCUAUUUCGUCCGACAAUGCUCAGGUCAACGACACGGUCACAUCCAUCAUGCGAGCCAUGUCUUCUGCCCAGCAGUCCGAGGUCAAAGCGUGGGAAGAGGAGAUCCUCGCCUGCGAGCAUACCUUGACUUUGGAGCAGACACCAUUCAUCAACCCAGAAGAUCCCCCAGUACCGACCCAAUGUACCGAAUGUUCUCUUACCGGUAAUCUCUGGCUCUGUCUCGUCUGCGGUCUGGCUCAUUGCGGGAGGAAGCAGUUUGGCGGUCUGGACGGGAACGGACAUGCCUUGAAGCACAAGCAGGAGACGGAGCAUGCGGUGGCGGUGAAGCUCGGCACUAUCACCCCGGAGGGCACAGCAGAUCUCUACUGCUACGCCUGCGAUGAUGCCAAAAUCGACCCCGAGCUUGCUACGCACCUGGGCAAUCUGGGACUGGACGUUGGCGGUCAAAGCAAGACCGAGAAGACAAUGACGGAGCUGCUGACUCUGUGGAAUAUCGACCACAACCUGAAGUUUGACUUCUCGAUGACAGGAGAUGACGGCAAAGAGUUGCAGCCGGUCUUUGGAGAGGGUUUGACGGGUCUGCGGAAUCUGGGAAACAGCUGCUAUAUGGCCUCUGUUCUCCAGACGCUGUUCGCCCUCCCCUCCUACCGCGAGCGAUACCUCAGCGAGGCCGCUCGCUCCCACCAGCAAACCUGCGACAAGCCCCUUCCCGCCGAAUGUCUCGAAUGCCAGAUGCUCAAGCUCGCCGACGGGCUCGUCACUGGCCGGUACUCGAGACUCGCCCCUGCCCCUCCUCCUUCUCACUCGCAGUAUGACACCCCGGAACCGCCAAAGUUCCAAGAGGGAAUCCGUCCUGUUCAAUUCAAGACCCUCAUCGGGAAGGGACACGAGGAGUUCUCCACCAUGCGUCAGCAAGACUCAGAGGAGUUCCUCCAGCACCUCCUGGACAAGUUGCGCGGGGAGGCCAAGCGUCAAGGAAGGGAUAUCAGCCGCGAGCCGACCGAAAUCAUGCGGUUUGCGAUGGAGCAAAGGCUGCAGUGUCUGGGUUGUGGGAAGGUGGGGUACAAGGAGGAGGCGGUGGAUCUGGCGAGUCUGCCGGUUGAGGCGGUGGAGAAGGGAGUUACGGACGAGGGGAAGAAGCUUUGGGAGGGGCAGAGUCUCGAGGGGUGUCUGAAGGCCUUGUGCGAGAAGGAGACGAUCGAAUAUGCGUGUGCGACGUGCGAUAAAAAGACUGCGGCUGAAAAAUCGACGAUGUUCAAGACGUUCCCAGAUCUGCUUAUCCUCCACAUGAGGAAGUUCCAGCUCGUCAAUUGGGUUCCGACCAAACUCGAAAUACCCGUCCAGGUCGGAGACUGGCUCACGCUUGACGACCUUCAAGGCAAGGGCCGACAAGCUGGGGAGGGCGAGUUAGACCUUGAUGUGGCGCCUGCUUCGACUGGACCCGACGUUGAUGCCGGCGCCGUCGCGCAGCUCGAAGCCAUGGGCUUUCCGACCGUCAGAUGUCAAAAGGCGCUGUUGGCGACGGGGAACAGUGGGGCAGAUAUGGCCAUGUCUUGGUUGUUUGAGCACAUGGAGGAUGCAGACAUCGACGACCCUAUUCCUGCUGUCUCUUCUGCAGCUGCUUCUGCCGGACCGUCGGACGAUCAGAUCAGCAUGAUUGCCGAUAUGGGCUUUACGGCCAACCAGGCCAGAAAGGCUCUAAGAGAGAGUGAUGGCAAUCCCGACCGAGCGAUCGAAUGGCUCUUCUCAAACCCCGAUGAUCCAGGGGAAGACGCCGCGGCCCCCAUCGCUUCGUCCGGGCCCGGCUCCACCUCCACCCCGGGCUCCGAUGCCUUGCCCGCAACAUACCGCCUCAAAGCCUUCAUCUCGCACAAAGGCCCCUCGGUUCACUCGGGACACUACGUCGCUACGAUUCGACAGCCGCAGGCGGGUCUGGCAAGCGCGAGCGGGGAAGGCGAGGAUGAGUGGGUGCUGUACAAUGAUGAGAAGGUGGUCAGGGCGGGUGCGGGCGGUGGGGAGGAGAUGAGGAGCUUGGCGUAUCUGUAUGUGUAUGAGAGGGUGUAG
Messenger RNA from Dioszegia hungarica, 2442 nucleotides. RefSeq lists its product as uncharacterized. The transcript has 14 exons. Gene Ontology annotation, molecular function: protein binding; cysteine-type deubiquitinase activity; zinc ion binding. Bases 1 to 2442 code for a protein of 813 amino acids. The record is from RefSeq and is a predicted model, not a curated record. Lineage: Eukaryota; Fungi; Basidiomycota; Tremellomycetes; Tremellales; Bulleribasidiaceae. Gene Ontology annotation, biological process: protein deubiquitination.